Molecule: messenger RNA, 5370 nt
Organism: Cladocopium goreaui
Lineage: Eukaryota; Dinophyceae; Suessiales; Symbiodiniaceae
Source: the annotation of a GenBank genome assembly
AUGACUUUGCUUGGGCCAAAGUCCUUGUAUGAUGCGCUGUUGGUGGAUCAGAAUGCCACGUUGGAUGAGAUCAAGCUGGCGUUCAAAAAGCGGGCGCUGCAGGUUCAUCCAGACAAAGGUGGCAGCAAGGAGGCCUUCCAUUUGGUCUACCAGGCACUUGAGACCUUGGCUGACCCAGAAGCUCGCAAGAUUUAUGACCACAGUCUCUCCAUCAGGAAGUCCCGAAACAUGCAACAGCAACGACCUGGGGACGUCCGGGGAAAGAAGACGACCGUGAGGAAACAUUGCCACUCUACUGCGAAGGAAGCACAAUCAAAAAGGCGCGCUCCAAACCCCAAAUGCAAGCCGAGGCCUAGGGGGAACACAGGAAGUGAACCAUCACCUCGGCCACCACAGUCCAAGCAAACCAAGCUCUUGAUCAAGAUCCGUGAUCUCUUGAAACAGUUGCCUCGAGACGUGCGGAACGACGCGAUCAGCAACGAUUUCUCUCAGAAGCAGCGGCUGAUCCUGGAGAAAUGGAUGGUGGAUUCCUCAUCACAGGCCCAUGGCGCUGCCGAAGCAGCACCGUUGACAUCAGCUGAUCUGAAUAGUGGUGCCACCUCAACUGAUCAGCGCAGCGUGAAGGAUACGAUCCGAGAUGUAAGAGGUGUGACACUUGGUGACGGCUGUAGUUCUUUGGCCGUCCAACCAUUCGAAGUGUUUGAGCCAAUGCGAUUUGCAAUACCAGGAGGUGCGGGGAUCCGGAGCAUGCCCUUUGUGCCAGCAACUGCAAGGAAAAGAUCCAGGAACAAAUCCAAAACGGAUAACAAUGAUAAGCAACGAAAAGUGUCAAGUUCUGGCUGCAUAUGGAAAGUAAAUGACCACUACAGGGCCGGCAUUAAGUUUGAUGCGCUUGAACUUCACACAGGACAGUGCGAUUUACAGACUGCUUUGGAAUAUUUGGUGAUCCUAACCUCUGUCAAGCAAAAGGUGCAGGAUGGCAAUCGCCUGCCUACCCACCUUGAGGAACGCUUGCAUGCAGCGCUUGUAGCUUCGGCAAAGGAGCAUGGCAGAAAUUUUCAGGACCUGCAAGUUCGUUAUGCUGUCAAUCAAAGAGCCAGUGUCUUCAUUGGUCAGCAGCUGAUGCUGAAAUCCCCAUGCGUGCGAAGUGUUGAAACCUUGAAGAAAAUCCGUGUUUUCCUGGAUCCUUUUCGUGCAUACGCACGAAGAAACUUGAAAGGAGCUAAGAUGUUUUGGCAGUAUAGCCCAGCCCAUCUCGAAUAUGCAUGGGAACGAUUUCAAGAGGCGGUGGCUAAAGCAUGGGAAAUUGCAGGGGCAGACAGCACAAAAUUUAUGACGAAGGUCCGUGCUCGCUAUGAAGCAAGCGCAACCUCACGCCAAAGGAAUCUGCAAUCCUGGGAAAGGCAGCAUAUGGCCAAGGAGGACAAGAACAAACACAGGCCAAGGAGUUUGCAAGACCGCGGCACCAAGCGUUUGGAGGGUCGGGAACGGCGGCAUAUGGCAAGGCAUGACAAGAGCAAGCUCCAUCCCCUCCACACAGGUGGUCCAAAAGUUUCUGGCCGGAAAUGCGCUACAGAGGGCAUUUUGAGGCAUAAAAUGUCGACCUUAAAGAAAUUUCUUGCAAGAUGGGAACGUCUGCUCAAAAUCCAGGCGCGCUUUGCGGACAAAGAGUAUCGCAAAGCUUUGCGACUGCGCAAAUUGCAGCAGAAAAAAGACACUGAGAAGCGAAGGCGGCAGGAAGUGCUCAACCAAAAGCAGGUCCGCGAGGAAGAACGCUUGAGAAGAGAAAGCCUUCGAAAGCGGAUGAAAUCCAGAUGCAUCAAAUGCCAAAAGUGCCCCUUCCCCAACCAAGCUGCCCGGUUGAUAGUUCUUCCUGUGCUGGAUGGUGGAUAUUUAGGUGCCUUCCAGUGGCCGGCGAUGCAGAGCACGAGGUGUUCGAUCAGCCAACUCUUCGCCAUGUUGCGCUGCGUCCGGGUUUUGGGCAUCUUUUCCCGCAGCCUUCGGGGACCAUGGCUGCAGCCAGUGCGUUUGGGCCACAGCAGGGCGAAUGGCAAGUGGCAGAGGCACAGGAAGCCGUCCUGGCUCCGGGAGAAGGAGAUUCCUGUGGAUCCAGCAGCGCUUGAAGCUGAAAUCCGGGGGAAGUUGGAGACCGAACAGAAGCAGGUCUUGGAUUUGGUGCUGGCUGGUCACAAUGUCUUUCUGACUGGAUUCCCCGGCACUGGCAAGAGUUUCCUUUUGCAAAAAAUGGUGCAGCUCCUCUGCCAGCAGAGAGGCAAAGAGGCUGUUGGCGUUUGUGCUGCAACAGGUGUGGCCGGGAUUCGCAUCCGCGGCAGCACGGUGCAUUCAUUUCUGGGUUGUGCCAAGGCCGAAAAUGACCAGGACUGGGAGAGAGCCAAACGAAAUCCACAAGUUCAAGAGCGCCUUAGCAAGUUGCAAGUCUUGCUGUUGGAUGAGGUGAGCAUGGUGUCCAGCGAUUUCCUGGACCGCGCCAGCCGAUUGGUGAGUCAUGUGCGGAAUGUUCACGACCAACCCUUUGGAGGAGUCCAGGUCAUUUUGUCCGGGGACUUCUUGCAGCUACCUCCAGUGCGGGCAGAUGCUAUGGCCUUCGAGUCUUCUGUGUGGCAAGAGCUCAACUUGAAGCAUAUCACUUUGCAACAGAACUUCCGUCAUGUGGAUGCCAAGCUCCAAGAUCUCUUGGCCCAGCUUCGUCACGGCAAUCUUCCCAUAGCUUCUCUGCGGGCCGCUGCCAGCACGGCGGGGCCAGAGGAUGGUUCCACCCGUCCGACCAUCGUCAGCACCAACGCGGAGGCAGCGGCGGAAAACCAGCGCAGGUUGGAAGCGCUGCCGGGCCAAAUGCACACCUUCAAGGCGCAAAACUGGUUUGAAACAUCCAGUUCCAGCAUCAAGAAGGCAAUGGAAAAUCUUUGCACCGAGAAAGUCCUGCAGUUGAAGGUGGGUGCCCUGGUGAUGCUAUUGGUCAACAAGCGCCAGCCAAGUAAGUGCCGAAACCAUACAGCAGAAUCCAUGCCAUUCAGCUUGCCCAACCUGCAUGACAUGAUGGUUUUGCCCAAUGGCUACGGCGACACGCCUUUGGUGAAUGGAAGUGUUGGGGUGGUGGUGGGAUUUGAGAAGUGGGAGGAGGAUGGCGUCGACUAUCCAGUGGUGGAAUUUGCUCAGAAAGAGCGGGUGCACAUCACCCCACACACUCAAAGCGGAGAAUUGGGACAUCUAGGCAAGUACGAGAGGAGGCAGGUGCCCUUGAAGUUGGCAUGGGCGUUGACCGUGCACAAGACUCAGGGUUUAACUUUGCAGGCAGCCGACCUGAAAUUGAACAAGAUCUUUGAGCCAGCCCAGCUUUAUGUGGCGUUGUCGCGUUUCCGUAGCUUGGAGUCCGUCAGCAUCAGUGGCUUACCCUCACGGCUGCCUCGCAUCUCACCGACCAUGCAGCGUGCCGUGAAGUUCCACGAAAGUAUUGGAGGGGCUGCUGAAGGUCCUGUGCAGAAUAUGCGAGGUUUGAAGGAGUUGCAGUUGCAUGGAGUCGAUCAAAGUGCUACAUUGGAGGAGAUCAAGUUGGCCUUCAAACGACGUGCGCUGCAGGUUCAUCCAGACAAGGGUGGCAGCAAGGAAUCCUUCCAUUUGGUCUACCAGGCACUUGAGACCUUGGCGGACCCAGCUGCGCGCAAGAAGUACGACCAAGGCCUAGCUACAGGGAAGUCUGGAAACUUGGUGCAACCACAACCAGAUGGCCAAACAGGGAGGAAGAAAACUUCAAAGAAACGUGGCCGCUCUGCAGCAAGCGAGGCACAUCCAAAGCCAGAAAAGGCUGAACGUCCAAAACCAAAGGCUGCUCGAGGCCAAGCUAAGCCUGAAUCAAAGGCGCCCCAAGCGCCCCAGUCCAAGCAAACCAAGCUGUUGAUCAGAAUCCGUGAUCUCUUGAAACAGUUGCCUCGAGACGUGCGAAAUGAUGUGUUCACCAAGCAGUUCUCACAGCAGCAGCGGCUGAUUCUGGAGAAAUGGAUGGUGGAAGGGUCAUCAGCGACUCAAGGUUGCUCAGAGUCCCAGGUACAGACGGUCGACAAGGCUGAUAAGACUGCAAUGCGGCCAGAAGACCGCAAGACCUGUGUGGCGGCCUGCAAACUAGAGCCAUCACAUGUGCCAGAUAGGAGUUGCAGUGCCUUUGCCGUGCCAGCCAGUGCCAGAUCAAGUGUAAAAGAGGAUGUACUCAGGACAAGGAGACGGAAGAUAUCUUCCAAAAAGCAGAUCAGAGACAAGAAGAGCGAGUCCAACAAAAGGGUGCGGAGCAUGUGUGGGGCCGUUUGCAAAGAGCCGGGCUAUUCGGCCGUCGCUUGCUACAGGGCUCGAAUUCGUUUUGAUUCAUUUGAGAUGUAUACUCAACGGUGCGACUUGCAAACAGCUCUUGAGUAUUUGGUGAUUUUGACAUCUGUGAAACAAAAGAUGCAAGAAAUGACAAGAAGUUCAAGCACAUGUGCUUCUUUUGAGGAACGCUUGCAAAAAGCCUUGUCUUUAUCUACCAAAGGGCACAAGACCGAGCUCAACCUCCGCUUUGUGGUUCUUCAAGCCUCUGGAUAUUUGGUUGGAUCUGGCUUUCUAAUUCGGACCCCGAAGGUUCGCAGCGUGGAAGAACUUGGACAACUGCGCAGACUCCUGGAGCCUUUUCGCCAAUAUGCCACCUGCAAAGGCCGGCAAAAUCCCUUCUGGCAGUAUAGCCCAGUCCAUAUCCAAGAUGCUUGGGAACGGUUUCAAACUGCAGUGGCUAAAGCCUGGGAAAUUGCAGGGGUGGAUAGCGCAGCUGUCCUUCAGAAAAUACGGACUGUGAAUGCAGCCAAUGCUGAAGACCGCAACAGACACCUACAGGCCUGGGAGCGGCAUGGCAUGGGAAUGCAGGACAAGAAUAAGCACCGUCCAAAGCGUUUGCGAGACAAGAACAGCACUGGUCGCCUCGAAUGCUCAGAGCGGAGGAAGAUGGCCAUGGAAGACAAGCACGAACAUCGCCCAAAAAGACUCAGAGUACCUGUGCACCUUCGUGUUCCUGAUGACAUUGUGGCAAACAAUUUGUUUACUUUAAAGAAGUUUCUUCUCCAAUGGGAUCAUGUGCUGAAAAGACAGGAGCGUAAAGCUGCGGCCAAAAGGCGCCGUGAGACUUUAAAGAGACAAAAGAAAUAUCGAGAGGAACAACGCCGGCUGAAGGUCAUGAACCAGAAGAAACACCAAGAAGAAGAACGGUUGAGAAGAGAGGCUCUUCGAAGGAGGAUGAGGUCGGACCUCACCAUGGAUGACAUUCUUGGACCUCAUCGCGCUGCCGCGAAUCCGCCGUGUGCGCAGGUGAAAAUCAGCGUCAAUAUGCUUUAG